AUGCCAUCAAUGGGUAUAGAUUUAGGAACAACAUAUUCUUGUGUUGGUGUUUGCAAUGAAAAAGGUCGUAUUGAAAUUAUUGCAAAUGAUCAAGGUAAUAGAACUACCCCAUCAUAUGUUUCAUUUAAUAAUAGAGAAUGUUUAAUUGGAGAUGAUGCAAUGAAUCAAGUUGCAAUGAAUCCAGUUAAUACCAUUUUCGAUGUAAAACGUUUAUUUGGUAGAAAAUAUUCAGAUAGUGUUGUUCAAAGUGAUAUGAAACUUUGGCCAUUUAAAGUUAUAGCAAAUAAAUUUGAUGAUAAACCAUUAAUUCAAGUUGAUUUCAAAGGUGAAACUAAAACAUUCUCACCUGAAGAAAUUUCAUCAAUGGUAUUAUCAAAAAUGAAAGAAAUUGUAGAACAACACUUGGGUGAACCUGUUACAGAUGCAGUUAUAACAGUUCCAGCUUAUUUCAAUGAUAGACAGCGCCAUGCAACCAAAUAUGCAGGUACAAUUUCAAAUUUAAAUGUAUUAAGAAUUAUUAAUGAACCAACUGCUACUGCAAUUGCAUAUGGUUUACAUAGGAGAGGUAUUGAUGAUAUGAAAGUUUUAAUAAUCGAUCUAGGUGGUGGUACAUUUGAUGUUUCAUUAUUCAAUAUAGAAGAUGGUAUAUAUGAAAUUUUAUUAUCAGGUGGUGACAAUCAUUUAGGUGGUGCGGAUUUUAAUAAUCGUUUAAUGAAUCACUUUAUAGAUGAAUUUAAACUUAAACAUAAAAAAGAUAUAACCAAUAAUCAACGUGCUAUUUUUCGUUUAAGAACUGCAUGUGAACGUGCAAAGAGAACUUUAUCAAUUUCAUCAUUAGCAUCGAUUGAAAUUGACUCACUUUAUGAUGGUAUUGAUUUUUAUUCAACAAUUACAAGAACACAUUUUGAAAAACUUUGUUCUGACCUUUUCCAUAGUUGUAUCGAUCAUGUUGAAACAAUUUUAAAUAAAUGUAAAUUAGAUAAAAGUUUAGUAGAUGAAAUUGUAUUAGCUGGUGGUUCAACUCAAAUUCCAAAGAUACAAAGAAUGUUUAAAGAAUACUUCAAUGGUAAAGAAUUUAACAACUCGAUUAACCCUGAUGAAGUUGUUGCAUAUGGUGCAGCAGUACAAUCUGGAGUUAUUUCAGGCAAAGGUUCAAACUUUCCUCAACUUAUUUUUUUAAAUGUUACACCAUUAUCAAUGGGUAUUGAAACUGUUGGUGGAAUAAUGACAAAUCUUGUUGAAAGAAAUACUCAUAUUCCUAUUAAAAAAACGCAAACUUUUUCAACCCAAUAUGAUAAUCAAACCAAUGUUUUAAUUCAAAUUUAUGAAGGUGAACGUACAAUGACUAAAGAUAAUAAUCUAAUUGGUACAUUUGAAUUAAAUGGUAUCCCACCAGCACCACGUGGUGUUACCCAGAUUGAAGUUUGUUUUGAUGUUGAUAUAGAUGGUAUAUUAACAGUUAGUGCAGAAGAUAAAACCACAAAAAAAGUUCAAAAAAUCACCAUCUCCAAUAUUAAUGAUCAUCUCUCAAAAGUAGAGAUUGAAAAAAUGAUAGUAGAUGGUGAGAAAUUUAAACAACAAGAUCAACAACAAAAAAAAGAACUUAUUGAAUCAAAUUAUAAAAUAUAUUGUGGUGAUGAAAACACAUUAGAUUUUGAAAUUACUCAAAAAUUGUUAGGAUCAGCUCAAUCUACUGAAAUGAACGAAUGA
Messenger RNA from Dictyostelium discoideum AX4, 1710 nucleotides. RefSeq lists its product as hypothetical. Lineage: Eukaryota; Evosea; Eumycetozoa; Dictyosteliales; Dictyosteliaceae. The coding region runs from base 1 to 1710 and encodes 569 amino acids. The transcript has a single exon. The record is from RefSeq and is a predicted model, not a curated record. Gene Ontology annotation, molecular function: ATP hydrolysis activity; ATP binding.